AAUUUUCUCAACACGCCCGGUGAGCCGGUAGCGCCGUGGGAAACUUGGAAGCGCGGCUUCCUCAACUACCUCGAGGCGAUCGACGCCGAGGAUUUUCCGCCGAAACGCAAGAGGGCGAUUUUAUUUUCAUUUCUCGGCGAUGAAGGCAAUCGCGUCGUUGAUGCGUUCAACCUAGCAGGUCCGUCCGUUAGCUCGACUCAGGAUGAGUUUCAGGUCUUGUUGUCCGCUCUGGACUCCCAUUUCGCUUCCGCUCCAAAUAUCAUUGUUGAGCGUAGGAAGUUCGUCAACCGAGUACAAGGUCCAGGCGAGACCGUUCUCGAGUACCUUGGGGCGCUCAGACGCCUAGCUUCGUUUUGCGAUUACGGCGAGGCUUUAGAGAGCCGCGUCGCGGAAAUGUUUAUUUCGGGGGUCCACAGCACAGAAGUGCAGGAUCGUUUAAUCCGAGAGUCCGACGGAGCAAACGCACCUAGCCUCGAUCGUGCUGUCCAACUAGCGCAGCAGUUCGAGCGGGCUUCUCGAGAUUGCGAUCUCUUUCGGCGUUUGUCAGAUCAAGAUCCAAACGCGUCGCACGUGGUACAGCGUGUCCAAGAUGGCCGCGAUCUUCAACCGUUGAGCGGUCAGCAUGCCCAAGAUGGCGAGGCAUCAUCUUCCCGGAAGAACCAGCAUCCUCCUCUCCCGUCUUCCCCAAGACGUGACCGUCCUUCUCCGCCUCGUUCUCCUCCUUCCCCGUCGGCUCGCGAGUUGAGAUCUCCCCCAUUCAUCCGCCGGCGUUCGCGCCGCACGUUUUACCCCCAUCGAGGAGCUCGCGCGCGCUCGUCGUGCGAUUUUUGUUUCUUUUGUGGCCGCAAGAGCCACGCCCGGUAG
Messenger RNA from Ixodes scapularis (black-legged tick), 864 nucleotides. RefSeq lists its product as uncharacterized. NCBI's taxonomy places the organism in Eukaryota, Metazoa, Arthropoda, Arachnida, Ixodida, Ixodidae. The annotation marks the transcript as partial. The record is from RefSeq and is a predicted model, not a curated record. The transcript has 3 exons.